Molecule: messenger RNA, 1368 nt
Organism: Stylonychia lemnae
Lineage: Eukaryota; Ciliophora; Spirotrichea; Sporadotrichida; Oxytrichidae
Source: the annotation of a GenBank genome assembly
AUGCUGCCUCCAAGAACUAGCAAUACAAAUACAACCAGUAAUGUCUCGAGAAAUGAAAGCCAUCAAGUUACAGUUGGCAUUCCCGCUGCUAAAUUUCAUGAUUAGACAAGAAGUUUGAAUUCAAAUAUAAAUGUAUCUGGGUUUAAUGUUGCUUGCUCUGUUAAUUUUGAAGCAUAAAAAUAAUAGUAAACUCAUUGUACUAAUUCAAAGCCUUAUCUAAGCUUUAGAUCACAGUCACAGUAAAAUAGACUUCGUAAUGAGAUAUCUGCUUCUGUAAAUACACAAGCAUCAAAUCAGAGUAUAUAUUAAACAGAAAAAAUUCUUAGCUAAUUUCCUAUGUAAAAUCUUAAGCCAGUUAUUGCAAAUAAUCUCAAAUAAAUGAACAAAUCUCCUUAAUUGAUUUAAACUAAAGACUACAACAUGCAGUAGAAAUCUGUCGAACAGUUCAUGAUGAUGCUGAACGGCUAUAUAAACUAGAAAAAUCACAGAGUGCCUAUUACCUCCAAUAUUUCCUCUCAGCACUCUACUUUAAUGGCUAAGCUGCCUGAUUUAUCGCUUGAUAAUUUAGUAACAAAAGACUAGAAGUAAAAACAGAGAAUUAUUUAAAAAUCUAGUCUUGCCUCAAUUCUUAACAAUGGAUUAAAUGCCUAGCAAGCUGAGAUCUAUAAUCAUAAGAAAUUCCAAAACAGAAAUCUUCUAAACUCCAGACUCGCAACAUUUUAAAAGCCUUAUCCUACAUAGAAAGAAACUGCUGUACCGCUAAUAAACUAGAAUAAAUACAUUAACUCCCUAACUGAAAGAUAAAGCAAUCCUGAUAUAUAAUUUCAAGAUUUGUAGAUUAUUAAGUAACUACAAAUCUAAGAACCUCAAGUUAAUAGUAACUAAUAUGUACUCAAGAUGCAUAGAAAUCUUUCUGGCAACAAUAGAAGUGAUAAUUAGUCCUUUAAUCUGGUUCAAUCUAAUAAAACAUCCAAUAAAAUUAAUCAUCAAGAACAAUUAAACCUAAAUCAACUCAGUGGUGAAUUGACCUAAACGUUGACUCAAGCAUUGGCAAAUAAAAGAUCAGCUUUGAUUACCAACUACAACUAUACUAAUUCAAAUGUAUCUAACAAUAGACUAAUGGAAAUGAUAAAAAAUAAUGAUAAAAUAGUAAAAGUUGAUCAGAGCAUAGGUUUAGAUUACAACAAUUGCGAAAGAAGCUAUAAUAAAAUAAGUCACAUUAUUUUCAAUGAGAAGUUUGUUCAUAAACCCGCCUAAGAUGAAAAGCCUAAUGAGUUUAGAUUAAAUAAUGAAACAGAUAUCUAAUCUGGAGAUCAAUCCUUCAUUGAUGGUGGAUGCAUUUAUGAAAUAGAAAGAUAGGAUUGCUGA